Molecule: messenger RNA, 1595 nt
Organism: Pyrus x bretschneideri (Chinese white pear)
Lineage: Eukaryota; Viridiplantae; Streptophyta; Magnoliopsida; Rosales; Rosaceae
Product: protein TRIGALACTOSYLDIACYLGLYCEROL 4, chloroplastic
Exons: 5
Coding region: 1-1422 (473 amino acids)
Biological process (GO): ER to chloroplast lipid transport; acylglycerol transport
Cellular component (GO): chloroplast envelope
Molecular function (GO): phosphatidic acid binding
Source: RefSeq, a predicted model, not a curated record
AUGGCGAACCUGAGGACGGCAAUGGACUCAGCCUUCUGGGACUUGAACGUUUCGUCGCCUCAGACCCUUGAGGGCUCCGCCAAGGCCGUUCCCGGCGACCCAUUUCCUCUCGACGGCGCUCGAGCCAGCCGAGCCCUCAGGAUUCAGCAACUCUCUCUUCUGGGAAAUGGGUUCCCUUUGGGUAUUAUACCUUCCUACUCCCCCACUUCUCACAAGGAAUUGGGUUCUUUCUCUCUCCAGUCCCUCUUGCUCAGACCAGCUACCUCUAACUGGUGGCUUGGAUUAAUUGGGCAGUUCCGCCCGAAGAAACUUUUUUCUUCUAUUAAGGCUGAAUUUACUAAUGAUGAGAUGGAGGUCCCUGCAUUCAAAGAUGUGGCGAAGCAUGUCUUCGACAAGUCACUUUAUUCGUUUGGACUAUGCACACAGCUUCUUUUGUCUCCGUCAUCAUCCAUAAAGUUGAGCACAGAAGGGCAUGGUGAGAAAAAAGGACGCCGCAACAAAUUGAUGCUCUUUCACAAGCUUCCUUACCAUGAUAUUACACUUGAGGCUGCAUGGCCUGAACUAUUCGUUGACCAUAAAGGAAAUUACUGGGAUGUGCCUGAGUCAAUUUCCUUAGACAUGUCAUCACUCAUUUCUGAAUCUGGAUUGCGGUACCGCGUUGGUGUACAUAAAAAUAGUGGUCAUCCCCAAGCAGUUAAUUCCAUAGAUGGUGAGGCACCUACUUCUCUAAUGCCUGGAGUGUGUGCAAAGGCUGCCUUUUCUUAUGAAAAAAGCCAAGAUCUUUGGAGGCAAAAGGAGACACAAAAAGACAUCAUGAUACAAAAAGAAAAGGGUUGGUUUUGGCGGCCAUCUUAUGAUGUGCGUCUUAAAGAACCUCAUGCUGCAGUAUCUGGAAUUUUUGGUGGAAGCUGCACAGCCUGGUUUCAGGAUGGGUACAACCCAGUGGCAGUUGAUAUGAGGGGAGACGAGGACAAUUCUAGGAGCAAUAAGAAGAGAAGUCCAUUCAGUGCUGAUUUUUUUGGAUCUCUCUGCUAUAGUUACCAGCACGGGAAAUUUAGAGAGCUCUUUGGUGAUCUGACCAGGAUAGAUGCUCGCCUGGAUAUUUGUUCAGCUUCAGCUUUGGCUAAAAGGGUUAUUAAUGGUUUGAAGAGUUCCUCGGCCAACACUAAUAGUGCAAAAGAUCCGAUGUCCUCCCCUAGGAUCAAUCUAAUCUUUCAGCAGCAGGUGUAUGGGCCGAUCGUCUUUAGAGCGGAUUCCAGAGUUGCGCUCGACCAUCUGCCCGGGAAACAUGGCCCACAUAUUGAGGAUUUCAUAUACAGCUUGAGCUACUCCUUGAGACUUUUACGAUCAGGGAAGGUCGUUGCUUGGUAUUCCCCAAAAAGAAAAGAAGGGAUGAUUGAGUUGCGCUUAUUUGAGUUUUAACUCCUGAUUUUCAUUUACAAUUGGAUAUGCAUGUUUUGAUAUGUAUCGCUUUUACGUAAUUUAGCUAGACAGUAGAAAGCGAAAAGGAUUCCGGUUCCAGCUGUAUUACAAAGAUUUGAGUAAUACUGUGUUUAUUGAUCAAAGGGAACAGUUUGUCAUCGGCGAGCAAGCAA